Molecule: messenger RNA, 2131 nt
Organism: Achroia grisella
Lineage: Eukaryota; Metazoa; Arthropoda; Insecta; Lepidoptera; Pyralidae
Gene: serpin-14
Product: serine protease inhibitor 77Ba-like
Exons: 1
Coding region: 133-1323 (396 amino acids)
Molecular function (GO): serine-type endopeptidase inhibitor activity
Source: RefSeq, a predicted model, not a curated record
GUCAGUCACUAUUCGCGCGGUCUGAGCUCACUUUAUCAUUUGAUCCUUAGCGUUCCAAUAUUAUCGUUCAUUCACGGGAAAACUCUAUAUAGCAACGGACUUGUGUACGACACGAAUUUAUGUUUAUUUGUCAUGCGUUCGCAACUGAUAUUUCUCGCGUGUGUAGCGUUAGUCUACGGCAGAGACGGUCCAUGUAGUGAAUCGAGGACUAGAGCAAUACUAAAACGAUCAACCUACGACUUCUCAGUGAAAUUAUUAGAUAGAGUCUCUCAAGAAACUGAUGCACAUUUCGUUUAUUCGCCGCUGUCGACAUGGAUACAACUUGCCUCUCUAGCGGAAGGAGCUAAGGAGGAUACUCUAAACGAAAUAUGGAAUGUAACCAGACACCAUAAUAGAUACUGCUUGAAAAAGAAUUGGAAGAGAAUCAUAAAUGAAAUGGACGAUGAUUUAAAAACGGUGUACAAAAGAAAAAGUGUGUUGGUCAUUGACAAAUUGUUGAAUGUGAAAAGGUCGUUUAUAAGAAAUGUACAGAGGUUGAAUAGUUUUAAAGUGUUAUUGUAUAAUUUUAACAAUAAACAACGCGCUGCGGACAAAGUGAACGAUUAUAUUGAGAAGGCUACAGAUGGUGUGAUCACGGAUAUUUUGUAUCCAGACGACUUUAGAGCUACGGUUGCUUUACUGGCGGGUGGUGUAUAUUUUAAGAACGCUUGGAAAAUGUCAUUUAACCCCGUGUACACAUAUCCAAAACCCUUCUACUCAAUAUACGGCAAUGCUACAGUAAACAUGAUGAAACAAAUCGGAUACUUCAAUAUAACGAAUAUACCUAUAAUACAUACAAAAGUAUUGGAAAUUCCCUGUGAAAAGGACAGAAUAUCAAUGUUAGUUUUCCUACCAGAGUCCCCUUAUGCAAUGGAUUUGUUUUACUCCUUGCACAAGAUUCAAUUGAUAACUGUGUAUAAAUUGUUCCAAAGAAACGGACCUAAAUUAGUUAAUGUUCAAUUACCAAGGUUUAAUAUGACCACUGAUAUUGAUAGUUUACCGGAAUUGAUCCAUGACAUGGGUGCUAAGAAACUAUUUCAGCCGUAUAGAGCUGAGUUCAAAGGUAUUAGUGAUUAUCGUGUUUAUGCAUCUCUGAUAACCCAGAUAGCUAAUAUAGAAGUGUCCGAGUACGGUGUGAAAGCUGAGGUUGCGCUUGAGAACAUGGUUUCUGAUAAUAAUCCUGUAGAUUUCAUUGUCAAUAAACCUUUCGCGUUUAUGCUUGUAGAUAAAGUAAAUGAUCUGAUAUUAUUCGCUGGUGCGUAUUCAAAGCCGUCACUGUUUUAGUCAAUGAAACUCUUAUUUAUUUCUUUAGAACUAUAUUUAAAAAUAUCGUUAUGUAUUAGGUAACAUUAUGUCUAAUAUCACAAUAACAGUGGCAUAAGUUUAAUUGAAAAAUGAUUAUAUUAUGAUACCAUGAUAUUAAUUAAUAAUAAGUCAAUAAUUAAUAGAAAUUAUAACUUUAAUUAUAUAAGAAAAGUGUAUACAGAUGUAUUCAAAUUUUGUAUUUUAUUUGUAAUUAUUUAAUUAUAGUAAUAGAACAUAUAAAAUUAUAUAUGUCAGCAAUAAUAUACAAAUACUUUUUCUUUAUUAUUGUUAAAUUAAUAAUAAGCUUAAUUUACUAUUCACAAGGAACCUUACAAUAAACGUUCAAGUUGUUCCUUGUGAGAGUCUGGACUCUGAACUACGUCUAAACCUGUAAUACAAAUCACCAGGCUCUCUCUGAGGAUUCCAGUAUUAUAUUAUACGUCUUUUAAAAUAUAUAUUUUGUGGAGGUAAAGUUAUAAAAAUUAUAGUUUGAAGUAUGGAAUAUAUAUGUAUAACUCUAAUUAAAUGUUGGUGACUUUUAUGUUACAAAUUUUAUAUUCUAUUUAACGUAAUAAUAUAAUCUGUAUAAUUUUAAUUAUACAUUUUAUACAUAAUAUACAAUAUAUAAUUAAAAUUAUACAACAAAACUAUACUGUGGUCUAAUUAUUUAUUUUUAACUAUUUCGCACAUUGUUGUUACCGUUCGAAGAAUUUAAUUACUGUUUUUGAACACACGCAUUGUUAAAACGUGAUAAGUUUAUCCUGGUUUCCUUUUGAGGAUACCGGGA